Messenger RNA from Ornithodoros turicata, 3097 nucleotides. RefSeq lists its product as uncharacterized. Gene Ontology annotation, molecular function: protein binding. NCBI's taxonomy places the organism in Eukaryota, Metazoa, Arthropoda, Arachnida, Ixodida, Argasidae. Bases 289 to 1563 code for a protein of 424 amino acids. Gene Ontology annotation, biological process: regulation of DNA-templated transcription. The record is from RefSeq and is a predicted model, not a curated record. The transcript is spliced from 10 exons.
AGUCGCUUCGCUAACGUAUUCGCGAGCGGAGCGAUUUCGCCAACGGCGUCCGCGUUCGCUUGUGUUGUGCUGUGUGUCCGUGCGUUUCAUGUGGCGUGACUGUGGAUUGAGUGCUGUGUGCUGCUGUUCGUCGUCCGUGUCCUGAGGAUUCUACUUGGAUUAAAAGGAGAAAAACCGCUGGUUUUGUGUGUGUGUCCGCCGGGGAAAGUUUUUCUGCGGCAGUGGCUCAGGUGCGGCACCGAAGAGACAGUCCGCUCUGACCCUGUGGGUGAAGAAGCAGACACAGAAAUGAUCAGUAGGCGUAAAAUUCUUUCCCGUUCGCGGGACGAACUCAAUGUUGAUUUCACCGUUGAGGACGAAGAAGACGUCUGGUACCAGAAGGAUAAAUUAUUUAAGGAUCACAUUCAAGAGGUACUCAACAAAUGGGAUCAAAUCGACGACGAAAUCUGGGCCAAAAUCAUUUGUAUGGAACGGAACCGAAGAGUGGCCAAGGCGUACGCCAGAGCUCCAGUCCUCACUAUUAAUGGCUCCAACGAAGGCUUUGACGGACUCAGGAUCGGACUUUGUGGUUUUGACAACCCCAUGCGAGAUCCCAAGACAGAAGAAGUCAAGAAACAAGUCGGACAUGGAGUUAAAAUCAAAAUGGACAACGACGGCAACAUCAUGAUCAAGCGUGUGAGCAAGAGCAACGUCUACAUCAAGGAAAUCGCGGGUGAAAACAACAGCGUCUCCACAGAGAUCAUUCGAAGCAACGGACUCCUGGAGCUGGAGAAGCCAGUGAAGCUGUUCGAGAUGAAGAAAUUUCAGCAGAACGUAUCGAGGGAACUGAAGCGUGCUUACCCGGACCGCAGGCACCUGGAGGCGCAGUGCGUGAGCUGCGUCAGUUUCGUCAAAGACAAUCACGACCUCCUUGACUGCCCCUGCUGGGUUAUGGUCAUCAAUAUCGUCGCCCUACAUAUGCUCAAGAACAAGCUGCCGCCGCCCAUGGCGAAGAGACAGAGCGCUCCAAACCUGAUGAGCAUCUUCGACAGAUCCAGGUUACCUCUCCCAGAGGAAGAUCCUUACAGCCUUCCAGGAUCUACGCCCAGGAACCAGUACACCCCGCCAAAGGAAGCAAAGCCUCCCAAGCUGCCUCCCAGAGACCUUCCCAGGGUUAAUGUGCCCCGGCCCGACUAUGAAGACCACAGGGCAGAUUCCAACAGCCGUUCUAGUUCUUCCAGUAACCGCAAAAAAACUCAAGGGUAUUAUGAUGACCCUUACUACUGCGGACUUAAAGCCCGAGUUCCAAACUUCGGGAAGCGUGGCCAGGAACCCGUUCCACAUCCCGUGCCCCACCCCAUAUUCCGCAAUCACAGCCAGGCCUACCUGAGCCUGUUCAAGACUCCCGACCGCUCCAUCUACGACUCGGGAUAUGGAAGCUGUUCAACUGUCACUAACAACACUCAAAUGCAUACAGGAUCAAGCGACGAAGAGUACUCCAAAAUCUAUGGCCGAAUCCGUCCCCAGCAAACGUCGCCAAGCUACCAGCUAGCCCGCGAAGUCUACGUCGGCGAGUGGGAGUGACCUCACUGCCUCAGCUAACCUCACUCCAAUGCCAAUCUACACGUCACAUCCGCUGGCGAAAAACUCUCAGAGGACUUCUGUUGGCGUCGCAAGAUCAGUGCGACGGUUGUGUAUGAACCAAUUUUUGUGAGUGGAACAAUGUAAGACUCGUGUGGAAUGAAUACUUACCGAGAGCGAGACAAGAAACGGACAUUUUGCUCUAAUACUCGUCCGCAUGAGUGAGUCAGGAGGCAGCUUUGGAAGAGGACGCAACGUUUGCAGGAAACAUUUUGUGCCGCGAACUCGAAAUGAUUUCUCCGAACGUGUGACUGGAAGUACGAGUAUGUCAUAACAGGCUGUGCCAUUCCUGUGCCUUAGUUUGAAUGUGCGCGAUUUUGGGGCGGUGCCUUUUCCCGUGUCCUUUUUUGUCAAGUGUGCCUACAAAGUGUUUUUCUUUGUUUCUGCUCAUGGUUGGAGACUUUACAAUCGUAUUGAGGAGUCGAUCUUUCCUUUCAAGAUUGCUUUGCUUCGUUCAAUGUGGUCCUUCGUUCAAUUACAAGUCAUACUUUAUAGGGACAAUUAUCCCCGUAAAAAAGUCCUUAAAGAAACAACAGUGCCGGUAGUGUUUAGAGGUAGUGUUGGAUAUUCUUCUCACAUAUUCUCACUUUUCUGCAUGUUAAUGAUUUAUGACCGUGAGUUUAUGACUGUUAUUUCAAUUGUUCUUUCUGGUAUAUAAAACCCUCACACGAAUAAAUCGCUACGGACUGUCUGUUUGAGCGUAAGGAGCCUUGUAUUGACUUGUAUUGUCGACUCUAGGAGAUGAGCCACAAAAGAUUGCCCAUUGCCUUUUAGGAAAGCUGAUAUCUCCCGCCUUUAAAUGACUUUAUAUAAGGAAGCCGCGCGAAAAGGCUUAUAUGUACGAAGCAAAGGAAACUUAAAGGAACUGUACUUUCAGCGUGCGGUGCUCUUUACUCGUUCUGAUAUCGAUGCUGAUUGUUUACUUGGAACAGGUAGUAAUUUAUGAACCUGUAUAGGAUGUACACGCCAGCCCUUGAAAUAUGUUUUUACGAGCUCAUGUAACUGUUACCGUGAUUGUUUUCAUGGUGAUCUACUCGUCCUUGUGUACACUCCUUUUUAUGAUGAUACUUAAUCACCGCUUGAUACUCUUGCUGCUUAACUACUUUCUCGUUUUUUUCUCUGCACUAUCCUGCUCUACAUGUAUACUCGUCUAUUUUAAGGUCUAAACCAUACGAAUGAGACUGGCAUUCAGACGUUAUUAAGCGUCGAAACGAAUUUCGUUGUAAGAAUCUGAGGAGCAUUAUUUGUGGUUCCGUGUCCUGUUGAACCCCAGUCGGCGAACACUGUGACUUUUAAAUCUGUUUUUGUUCCGUUGAAGCCCAAUGUUGAUAUGUUGUUACGUCUCUUAUUUAAGACUACAAUGACGCCUAGCGCGUUGUUACUGUUAAUAGGACGGUUCGCCGACAGUUUUCGUAUUGUGCCGAAGUGUGUAAAAAUGCGGUUUUUGCGACAAUAAAAGCAACUUCUCUUCGUUGAA